This is a messenger RNA of Lagenorhynchus albirostris (white-beaked dolphin), 2109 nucleotides long. RefSeq names its product glycogen synthase 2 (gene GYS2). The coding region runs from base 1 to 2109 and encodes 702 amino acids. Gene Ontology annotation, molecular function: alpha-1,4-glucan glucosyltransferase (UDP-glucose donor) activity. NCBI's taxonomy places the organism in Eukaryota, Metazoa, Chordata, Mammalia, Artiodactyla, Delphinidae. Gene Ontology annotation, cellular component: cytoplasm. Gene Ontology annotation, biological process: glycogen biosynthetic process. The transcript has 16 exons. The record is from RefSeq and is a predicted model, not a curated record.
AUGCUCCGAGGCCGAUCCCUAUCUGUGACAUCCCUGGGUGGGCUUCCCCGGUGGGAAGCCGGACUCCCUGUGGAGGAUCUACUGCUCUUUGAAGUCGCUUGGGAAGUGACCAAUAAAGUUGGUGGCAUCUAUACUGUGAUUCAGACAAAGGCCAAAACAACAGCAGAUGAAUGGGGAGACAAUUACUUUCUGCUUGGUCCAUAUUUUGAGCAUAAUAUGAAGACUCAGGUGGAACAAUGUGAACCUGUAAAUGAUGCUGUGAGAAGAGCAGUGGACGUGAUGAACAAACAUGGCUGCCAGGUGCACUUUGGAAGGUGGCUGAUAGAAGGGAGUCCUUACGUGGUGCUCUUUGACAUAAGCUAUUCGGCUCGGAACCUGGACACGUGGAAAGGUGACCUCUGGGAAGCAUGCAAUGUUGGUAUCCCUUAUCACGACCAAGAAGCCAACGAUAUGCUGAUAUUUGGAUCGUUAACUGCCUGGUUCUUGAAAGAGGUGACAGAUCAUGCCGAUGGGAAACACGUCAUUGUCCAAUUCCAUGAAUGGCAGGCUGGGACUGGACUGAUUCUUUCUCGAGCUCGGAAACUUCCGAUUGCUACAGUCUUUACCACUCACGCCACACUGCUUGGGAGGUAUCUCUGUGCAGCAAACAUUGAUUUCUACAACCACCUUGAUAAGUUUAACAUAGACAAAGAGGCUGGGGAAAGGCAGAUUUAUCACCGGUAUUGCAUGGAGCGUGCCUCAGUCCAUUGUGCUCAUGUAUUCACCACUGUUUCUGAAAUAACAGCAAUAGAGGCAGAACACAUGCUGAAGAGAAAGCCUGAUGUAAUUACUCCAAAUGGAUUGAAUGUUAAGAAAUUUUCAGCAGUACAUGAGUUUCAAAAUCUCCAUGCCACGUACAAGGCCAGGAUCCAAGAUUUUGUUCGAGGUCAUUUCUAUGGUCAUCUGGACUUUGAUCUCGAAAAAACGUUGUUCCUCUUCAUUGCUGGGAGGUAUGAGUUUUCAAACAAAGGAGCUGACAUCUUCCUAGAAUCCUUAUCCAGGCUAAACUUCCUGCUCAGGAUGCAUAAAAGUGACGUCACCGUGGUGGUGUUUUUCAUUAUGCCUGCCAAGACAAAUAAUUUCAACGUGGAAACCCUGAAAGGCCAGGCAGUGCGAAAACAGCUAUGGGACACUGCACAUUCUGUGAAGGAAAAGUUUGGAAAGAAACUGUAUGAUGCAUUAUUAAGAGGAGAAAUUCCUGACAUGAACAAUAUUUUGGAUCGGGACGAUCUGACAAUUAUGAAAAGAGCCAUCUUUUCAACUCAGCGGCAAUCUCUGCCCCCGGUGACGACUCACAACAUGAUUGAUGACUCCACCGAUCCCAUCCUCAGCACCAUUAGAAGGAUCGGGCUUUUCAACAGCCGUACAGACAGAGUCAAGGUGAUUUUGCACCCAGAGUUCCUAUCCUCCACCAGCCCCUUGUUACCCAUGGAUUAUGAAGAGUUUGUCCGAGGUUGUCAUCUCGGAGUAUUUCCAUCAUACUAUGAACCCUGGGGUUAUACUCCAGCCGAAUGCACUGUGAUGGGUAUCCCCAGUGUGACCACCAACCUCUCUGGCUUUGGCUGUUUCAUGGAGGAGCACGUGGCUGAUCCCACUGCAUAUGGUAUUUACAUCGUUGACAGGCGAUUCCGCUCACUGGAUGAUUCUUGCAAUCAGCUGACUCAGUUUCUCUAUGGAUUUUGCAAACAGUCACGCCGCCAGAGGAUUAUUCAGAGGAACCGAACCGAGAGGCUUUCAGACCUUCUGGAUUGGAGAUACUUAGGCAGAUAUUACCAGCAUGCCAGACACCUGACAUUAAGCAGAGCUUUUCCAGAUAAAUUCCACACGGAAACCACAUCACCACCAAUGACAGAAGGGUUUAAAUAUCCCAGGCCUUCCUCAGUACCACCUUCUCCUUCAGGAUCUCAGGUCUCUAGUCCUCAGAGCAGCGAUGUGGAGGAUGAGAAUGAGGAUGAAAGAUACGAUGAGGAAGAGGAGGCUGAAAGGGAUCGGUUAAAUAUCAAGUCGCCAUUGUCUCUGAAUCAGGUUCCUCGCGGGAAGAAGAAGCUGCAUGGUGAAUACAAGAACUGA